Linum trigynum is the source of this 738-nucleotide messenger RNA. Lineage: Eukaryota; Viridiplantae; Streptophyta; Magnoliopsida; Malpighiales; Linaceae. The record is from the annotation of a GenBank genome assembly.
AUGGUGCAAUCAAGGAAGUUCAGAGGCGUCAGGCAGCGUCAUUGGGGCUCUUGGGUCUCCGAAAUUCGACACCCUUUACUGAAACGGAGGAUCUGGCUGGGGACAUUCGAGACAGCGGAGGAAGCUGCGAGAGCAUACGACCAAGCCGCAAUCCUGAUGAGCGGCCGGAACGCCAAGACCAACUUCCCCGUCACCCAAUCCACCACCGACGGCGAAACCAAACCCACCUCCUCCUCCUCCUCGUCUUCAUCAUCCCCAUCAGCCCCAAUAAAAAAUGGGCUGUCGGAAAUUCUACACGCCAAGCUCCGCAAGUGCAGCAAGACGCCGUCGCCGUCGAUGACCUGCCUGAGGCUCGACACCGAGAAUUCCCACAUCGGGGUCUGGCAGAAACGCGCGGGGCAGCGGUCCGAUUCCAAUUGGGUCAUGACCGUGCAGCUCGGCAACCGAUCGUCAGCUUCAAACAAUACCCACCCGGAAAAACAAGCUACUGACGAUCCAAUCGGCAACAACAACAAUUCGGAAACAGCGGCGGCAGAGCCGGUGCCGGCAAUCAGGAAGGAAAUUGAGGAAGAGGAGAGAAUCGCGCUGCAGAUGAUCGAGGAGCUGCUGAAUCGUAAUUGCCCCAGUCCAAGUGUGAAUCCGAGUAAUGGGUUUGGAAUCGAAGGAGCGGCGGAAGCAGGGGAGGAGAGUGGCAGUGGGGAGCUGAGUGAGCUGCUUCAGGGGAGCUUUUUCAUUUGA